Messenger RNA from Fopius arisanus, 3567 nucleotides. It is a transcript of the gene okr, whose product is annotated as DNA repair and recombination protein RAD54-like okr. Gene Ontology annotation, biological process: double-strand break repair via synthesis-dependent strand annealing; reciprocal meiotic recombination. The record is from RefSeq and is a predicted model, not a curated record. Gene Ontology annotation, molecular function: DNA translocase activity; ATP binding; ATP-dependent chromatin remodeler activity. Gene Ontology annotation, cellular component: nucleus. NCBI's taxonomy places the organism in Eukaryota, Metazoa, Arthropoda, Insecta, Hymenoptera, Braconidae. The coding region runs from base 176 to 2515 and encodes 779 amino acids. The transcript has 6 exons.
UGUGCAGCGUACAGAACUGCAAUAAUGUUGUGGAAAGUGUGUAUUAUCGCGACAAAAAAACAUCACUCAAAAAAGGAACAUCCAGGUUUUUUCUGUUGUUAGCUAAUUUUGAUGUUUUAUGAGAUCCUGUAUGUGGAAGUUCAUAAUCAGAGCUUAAUCAUUCAAGUCUAAAAGAAUGAAUAGAUCACUGGCGCCGAGUCAGUGUGGAAAACGUCCGCUCCUUCUGAAUAUCGAGAAUAUCAACAUUUCUGCAAUAACAAAAUACAAGAGAGAAGAAUCGCGCAGCGUUGACGAGAAUGUUGCCCCUAGGGAGAAAAGAAUUCGUCUUGCGGGAAAAGCGAAGCCACUGCUAAUUCCAGAGAAAAAGGCGAUUAAACUGAGCGAUAAAGAUUUGUCAGCAACUCAGGAUAUUAUUACCGAUCAUGAGCGAAGAAUUCAGGAUCUACUGAAGAAACCUUUCAAAAUCCCGAUCCCAGGAUAUGAAUUAUCAGGGAGAUCACUUGGCUCACGUCUCUCUGGCCCAAGAAGGCCUUUACAUGAUCCUUAUGCUGCAAAUGCAUUGGUGGUUUAUGAACCUCCUGAUUUAUCAGAACACGAACGUCUUAAAAUUGAUGAGAGCCAGAUGCUAGUUCAUGUUGUUGUGGAUCCUCAGUUGUGUAAUAUUUUACGGCCACAUCAGAGGGAGGGCGUGAAAUUUAUGUACGAGUGUGUAACAGGAAAGAGAAUUGAUAAUGCCUUUGGGUGUAUUAUGGCAGAUGAAAUGGGUCUUGGAAAGACUCUUCAAUGCAUCACAUUACUCUGGACUUUACUUAAACAAGGCCCGGAAGCAAAAGGUUUAAUUGAAAAAGCCAUCAUCGUGGCUCCAAGUUCUCUAGUCAAAAAUUGGUACAAUGAAAUAUUUAAAUGGUUAGGAAGUCGUGUGAAGCCGUUAGCAAUUGAUGGCGGUAGUAAGGCUGAGAUUGACUUCAAAUUAACUGGAUUUAUGAAAACCUUUGGACGUCGCUGUGUCAAUCCUAUAUUAAUUAUCAGUUAUGAAACAUUUCGACUCCACGCAUCCGUAUUACACAAAGAUGAGGUAGGCCUUGUGCUUUGUGAUGAGGGCCACAGGCUUAAAAAUUCCGAAAAUCAGACUUAUCAGUCUUUGAUGGGGUUGAAAACAAAAAGAAGAGUUUUGCUCAGCGGCACACCUAUUCAGAAUGAUCUUUUGGAGUAUUUUUCACUCGUCCAUUUUGUCAAUCCAGGAUUGCUUGGAACUGCUCAGGAAUUUCGCAGAAAAUUUGAGAAUCCAAUACUCCGAGGCCAGGAUGCAGCAGCAUCUGACAGUGAACGUACUCGAGCCCAAAAUUGUCUAGAAGAGUUAGUAACAGUAGUUAACAAAUGCCUAAUUCGUCGGACAAGUGCCCUCCUCUCGAAGUAUCUUCCCAUCAAGUAUGAGCUUGUGGUCUGUGUCAAGAUGACGCAACUCCAGAACUCUCUCUACAAAAAUUUCAUUCAGAGCGAGGCUAUUCGAAAAUCUAUGUCAAAUCAUGAGAGCGAAAAGAAGAAAGGUGGUACACUGUCAGCACUGUCAGCCAUUACCCUCCUAAAAAAACUCUGUAAUCAUCCAGAUCUUGUCUACGAGAAGAUUCAACAGAAUUCGGAAGGGUUUGAGGGUGCUUCCAAACUUCUACCCAAAAACUACAGCACAAAAGAGGUCCUCCCAGAGUUGUCAGGAAAACUGAUGGUUUUGGAUACUCUUCUAGCCUCCAUCAAAUCCACAACAACGGAUAAAAUUGUUCUAGUCUCCAACUACACUCAGACCCUCGACCUGUUUGAAAAACUCUGUGCAAAGAGAGCUUAUCGUUAUGUACGUUUAGAUGGCACAAUGUCGAUAAAAAAAAGGGCUAAAGUAGUAGAAAAUUUUAACAAGCCAGAUUCGGGCGAUUUUAUCUUCAUGCUGUCUUCAAAAGCUGGUGGUUGUGGGCUGAAUUUGAUUGGGGCGAAUCGGUUAGUAAUGUUUGAUCCAGAUUGGAAUCCUGCUAAUGAUGAUCAGGCAAUGGCCAGGGUCUGGAGAGAUGGACAAAAGAAACCUUGCUUUGUUUAUCGUUUCCUUUGCACUGGAACGAUUGAAGAAAAGAUUUUUCAGCGUCAGGCACACAAGAAGGCACUGAGUUCUACUGUCGUGGAUCAGGAGGACGAUGUCUGCAGACACUUCACGUUAACCGAUCUUAGAGAUUUGUUCAAGUUGGAGGAAAAUACAAUGUCGGAUACACAUUCGAAAUUUAAGUGCAAAAGAUGUGUCAAUGGCAUGGAGAUUAGAGGACCGCCAGAAAAUUCUGACUGCAACUCUGAUCUUUCGGAUUGGAGGCAUGCCCAUAUGCCUAGGCAUUUACCAGAUAUUCCUCUCAGGCAUUGUUGGAGCAGCGGCAUUUCAUUUGUCUUUCAUCAUCGUUCUGCUGAAACUGUCAAGGAGCAGCUUGGACAGGCAGAGAGAACGGCAGAAUUCGAAUCAACAUUCAUCGAAAAAAAUGACUGAAUUUUUUUCGCUUUCGAAACUAUUUUCUACUCAUCCCCAUUUAGUCGUUCUCUUUCUCUUUGUCUGUACAAAUUGUUGUAAGGUGUUGCCGAAUUCUCGUUCAAAUUUCUUGCAAUAUUGUGCGAAUAAUUUGAUAAUCAAAAUAUUAAUUGAGAUGGUGAAAUAUGAUAUGUAUCGUAUUUUUCAUGACGCACGUCAACCCUCUGAUAGAUAAAAAAUAAAAUCUCAUAUGUUUUGCAGGAUUUGAAGUUACGGAAAAUUAAUUAAACUUCAGUUCUAUAAUGAAUUCAAGUGAUUAAAUAUGGCAGUGGACAUUGUAUAUAUAAUAUAGGUCGUAAAUAAAUUUCUGGCAAUUAAUUACAUUUAACUGCAUUCGCCCAUCUUCGUCCUUAGUUAUCCAUUAUAAGCUUCUCCACGGAAUGAAAAAAAAUGUGGUAUUAGCCAUCCGGUAUCAAAAUCUAUCUGAUGAUCAGAUAGAAUUUAAUAGUCUAUUUCUUGAGAUAGAAAAGUUUUCUUCUCUUCAAGAAAUAAUAUAGUUUGUGUUCCGUUAAGGAGACUGGUAAUUCUCCCAUAUUAAAUUCUUAUCGACUUUCAUUUGAGGUAUCAUUGGUACUGAAUUACUUUCAUAUUCUCAAUUAACUAUAGAAAAAGGUAAUAGAACCAUCGAUAUCAAAAAAGCUGAAAAGUAUUGGAAGUUUCGUUGACCUUUUUCUAAAAAUUUGCAAUGUUUCUACGAGAUUUUUGAUAAUUAGGAGAAAAAUGUUUGUCCUAAUCUUUGAGAACCUUUACAAUAAUUUAACUCCAUCAACUUGCUUCGUAAUUUGGCAACAAGGAACAACUAAUUAAUUUUUUACAAUGAUUCUCUACAGCAUGUUCCGUUUAGUAUUAUUGAAAAUUGAUCUUUAGAAUUAUGAAAAAGGUAGAUUCGCUGUUUGCUAUUUGUUAUUCUACUUGCCAUUCGCUCUCUAUUCGUUGAUUAUCAAAUAAAUAAUUAUUGAUGACGUUCUCCUUUCUCAUCAUAACGUUGAUAUGACCUGAUAUAUAUAUUGUGC